Monopterus albus (swamp eel) is the source of this 2914-nucleotide messenger RNA. Its product is annotated as breast cancer metastasis-suppressor 1-like protein-A. The record is from RefSeq and is a predicted model, not a curated record. Lineage: Eukaryota; Metazoa; Chordata; Actinopteri; Synbranchiformes; Synbranchidae. The transcript is spliced from 11 exons. Bases 682 to 1737 code for a protein of 351 amino acids.
UAGUUGUUGACAAAAGGUCAGGCUGUUAAGCUGUUAAUGAACUCUUCAUUAUGUUGUGAUUGUUGUUGUUUAUAACGCUGGUCUGGGGUCCUGCUGUACUGAAAGGUUAUGGUUCAACAGUCCAUUGAGGGGUCUUCAUGAGGAGCUAAUGAGCUAAUAACAAACUGCUUGCUAAAGACAAAUUGUGUCAAAUCUGUCAUGUCUUUAUGUGAACACAGCUGGACAAUGAAAGCCAUUAAAGACUAUGUGGCCUGGGUAAGUAGCCUACAGUACAGCCUAGUAUAAAGUACAUAAACAUAACAUGUAGCGGGGGAACAUUAGGCACUUGUGACUUCCUGUCUUUCAGCACACCUCAAAAAAACAAAACAAAACAACAACAUCACAAUAUAGUGAUUUCCUGUACAUGACAGGCAAGUGUCAGGUGUUCAGAAAAUGUUAAAUAAACUACAAAUCCCUAAAACCCUUCCGCGGCAAUUAGUUACCUAGCCAACAUGUGAUUGGACAAAUUCAGCAAAGCCUCUUGUUAUUGGUCGACGAUGGCCAUGUUUCAUUUCCAUCUGUUUAGAUGCGGGCUAGCUAACCGGUUAGCUACCUGAGCUACAUUUGGCUUGUUUUUUAUUCGGGGUAAAAUUAACGAACAGCCCUGUCACCCCGUUAACACUAGCUUACCUGUACGCCGCAAUGCCGGUUCACUCCCGAGAGAAGAAAGAAAGUAACCACGAAGAAAUGGAGGUGGAUUUUCCCGAGCAGGACGGCAGUAGCACAGACGAAGAAGACACCGUUAGCUCGACCGUGUCUGAAGAUGGAGACAGCUCGGAGAUGGACGAUGAGGACUGUGAGAGGAGGAGGAUGGAAUGUCUGGAUGAGAUGACCACCCUGGAGAAACAGUUCACAGACUUGAAGGAGCAGUUGUAUAAGGAGCGUCUGAGCCAGGUGGAUAGCAAGCUACAGGAGGUAAUGGCUGGCUGUGCCCAGGAAUACCUGGAACCUUUAGCCAAUCUGCAGGAGAACAUGCAGAUCAGGACCAAAGUGGCUGGCAUCUACAGGGAGUUGUGUUUGGAGUCUGUGAAGAACAAGUAUGAGUGUGAGAUCCAGGCUGCUUCCCAGCACUGGGAGAGUGAGAAGUUGCUGCUGUUUGACACUGUGCAAAGUGAACUGGAGGAGAAAAUAAGAAGACUGGAGGAAGAUAGACACAGUAUUGACAUUACCUCAGAGUUGUGGAAUGAUGAAUUGCACUCACGGAAAAACAAGAAAAAAGACCCGUUCUGCCCUGUCAAGAAGAAGAAGCCUGUUGUUGUUUCUGGGCCUUAUAUUGUUUACAUGCUGCAAGAUCUGGAUAUUCUUGAAGACUGGACUGCAAUAAGAAAGUUUUCUUUUUCCUCCCCCCCACAGGCAAUGGCAUCACUGGGUCCACAUAGGGUGAAGGUGGAUGUGCCUAUAGUCAAGCCUGACAGACAUCACCAUGUGGCGCACUCUGAGGAUGGUCGACUUUUCUAUGACAACCAGUGGUACUGCAGAGGACAGGCCAUUUGUAUCAACAGGAAGGACGAGUACCCGACUAGUGCCAUCAUCACCACCAUCAAUAACGAUGAGGUGUGGUACAAGCGGCUGGACGGCACCAAGUCAAAGCUAUACAUCUCCCAGCUGCAGAAAGGUGGCAGCAGUGCGCCACAGUGGAGAGCUAGCAGCCUCUGCUCUAGAUGGGAGGUAGAUGGGGAGGAUGGAGUUGGUCUGUGAAUCUGGGACACCCUGCUGCUCUCCAGCUGAUGGGAGAGAGAGAGAGCGAGAUAUAUGGGGGGCAUAGUUUGAUCACAACUCGCUGGCCACCUCUGCUACUGCAACAGAGAGAGAGGAAAAUCCCCAUCACCGCGUCAAAGGCAACAGCAGCAAGCAAGCAACUAGCCUCCUGUCUGUGUAAACACCAUGGAACAUCUGUCUAGAGCCUCCCUUGAAUUUGCUUCGCACAUUCCUGUGAACGUACACAUGCAUGUAUGAAUAUGGACAUGACGGCAAAAUGAAAGCCAUUCCUUGUCGGUUUUCUCUUUCUCUCUGUGAACAUGCUGGUUGAGUUGGGUGCUUGUCAUGAGGUUCUGGACGGUUCUGGAAAGCUCCAACUCUGACAAGUUGGGCCUUGAUGGAUGAGAGUGGCUGGCCAUCUUCAGUCCUUAUCUAUACUUAAUGAGUAAGAAGAACCGGAGGGUUAUUGGGCCAUGUUUACUGCAACACUGGGGCUCAUUAAACCGUGAAAGUGUCACAGUGUGCUAAAUUACUUAUAUCCAUGCCUUCGCUGUGUGAUGUGCGUGCGAGUGUGUGUGUGGUUUUAGGAUGACAAGGCUUUGUAUGUGGAUGUCUUUGUGCAUGCAUGCUUGGACUUUCUGCCAGGCUUUAUGUAUAGCCACGAAGGUUUGUGAGGUAAAUGGUCUAAGAAGGUAUUUGAUGCAUACAUCUAUAAGUUAACGUCUAAGGCAAGCUGCAUGAGGGUAGAUGAGGAGAGAGACAAACUGAGAGCAAGUUGGAUUCAAAUGUUCAGUGCUGCAUACUGCAACCUGUGCUGUAGAGGAGCUUGGUAUCAUCUCUCUGGGCGUGUCAGUGGCAGUGGCCUUAAAUUCACCAUUAGCAUUUAGUGAAUAACCAUUUCUUCCUCUUGUAUUCCCUCGAUUCUUCUUACAUCAAGUUGGGACUUCUUCAAAGGCAGGCUUUAGUAGCAAACUGAUUUCUACUGCAGUUGUGAAAGUUGUUUAGAGGUGACUGAUUGUUUACUGCAAGUAUAAUUUUAUAGACCUUUUUAAUAUAUUAGACAAAAAAAAUAAAGCUCUGGAAAUGUUAGAUGGUCUUUCCCAAAGGUUGCUAGUGGGGCAAAGCAAUGGAAAAACAUCUAGACCUAAUAAAAUGCCUUAAAAAUAUCUUAAAUAAU